This is a messenger RNA of Diabrotica virgifera virgifera (western corn rootworm), 6806 nucleotides long. Its product is annotated as tetratricopeptide repeat protein 5-like. The coding region runs from base 86 to 1435 and encodes 449 amino acids. The transcript is spliced from 8 exons. Gene Ontology annotation, molecular function: protein binding. NCBI's taxonomy places the organism in Eukaryota, Metazoa, Arthropoda, Insecta, Coleoptera, Chrysomelidae. The record is from RefSeq and is a predicted model, not a curated record. Gene Ontology annotation, biological process: cell division.
CUUAUUUAAAAAGAACAACAAAACAAGGAACUGUAAAUUGAAAUGAACUGAAGUUAUUUUAUUUUAAAAAAUAAUAGUAUUUAAAAUGGAGGCUUUAAAUAAUUGUGCUCCGAAAUGUAAUUGUGAACGUGAACAUGAAGACGUGGUCCAAUUUCUAAAUAAUGAAACCGAUUCCCUAUAUACAUUCAGAGACAGAUACUUUGAGACUCACAACAUAGAAGAAGCUAUCAAGAAGGAAGAGGAAACAGAAAAAAUUCUAGCAGAAAAACUCAAAAUAUUUAAACAACAUGAGCAUUUAGUUUCAGAUUUGAGUAGAGCCAAAUAUUGUUUCUUGAAAGGGAAACUACUGAAUGUGGUUCCAAACUAUAAUAAAGAAGCCGAAAGUUUAUUAUCCAAAAGUAUUAAGUUAGAUCCUAAAUUAGUUGAUGCUUGGAAUGAACUUGGAGAAUGCUACUGGAAAAAUGAUGAUUUGAAGAAAAGUAUAAAUUGCUUUGAGGGGGCCUUAAAAGAGAAAAAGAAUAAAAUUUCAUUAAGGAGUCUUUCAAUGCUUGUCAGGCAAGAGCCAGCGAAAACAAGGGAGGAAAAGGUAAAGAAUAUUGAAAAAGGUUUAACCUAUGCAAAAGAAGCUGUUCAGUUGGAUCCUCAGGAUGGUUUAUCAUGGACUGUGCUGGGUAAUGCGUACCUCUCUUCCUUUUUUGGAAUCCAACAGAAUCCCAAGAUUCUAAAGCAAUGUUUAAGUGCUUACAGUCAAGCAGAAAAAGAUUUUGUGGCCAAAAGCACUCCAGACCUGCAUUACAACAAAGGAGUGACUUUGAAAUACGAAGAAGAAUUCAAAAUGGCUCUAGAAUCUUUCAAUGAAGCAUCAAUGUAUAAUCCCACAUGGGAUCCUCCCAAAGUGAAAGAAAAACAAUUAGUCCAAUAUUUGAAUGAUAUUAAGGAGUUCGUUUCAACAUCUGGAAAAAUGAAGGCGAAAAGGUUACAACAAAUAUUGCAGUCCAUUGACUCCAAACAACUUGGUCCAUAUGGCGGUGGUACCUACACAUCACCGAAUGGGACGAAAGUAAAAUUGGUUGAAAGUAAAUUAAAACACUUAAAAGACGGUAUAAAUGAAGAAAUCGUGGUUUUAGGAAAAGUAGUAUGUUCUGUUAGAAAUGAAGAUACUGUACCUUUUACCUUUUGUAUGGUUGACAAAGAUGGAACAUGUGUAGUGGUGACAAUAUUUAAUAUAGCUGACGGAAAAGGUGUUAUCAUAGGCGAUUCAGUAGCUAUAGCAGAACCAUUUGUGACUGAUGUUGAUUUUAGUUAUAAAAAUAUUGAUUACAAGUUUAGACUGAUACGUGUUGAAAAUCCCGUGAUAUUAGUGGUCAAUGGUAGAAAAGUGAGCAAAGAUCUACAAGCAGAAGUUCAAAUGUCGAUAUUCAAAAAAUAUGACUGACACCUACUAAAAACUCUAAUGUAGUUAGGAGGUGCUAUUAAACCACGGAAAAAUAAGACAGCAGCUUUAAAUCUAAUACGAGAAAUCAAAAUCAGUGAGAUAGUUGUAAUGUGUGAAGCAAUUCUAAAGUUGCGAAAGUAUAUCGGAAGAAAAACAAAGUUCAACAAAGUUGUAACAUUUUUUCUCAUGAGCGAGUUUCUAAUACAUUCACAAGUAUUCACGUUUGUUUGAGUAUUUCACAAUUUAGUGCCAAAAAUAAACUUCUCCGAGAAAAAUAUUGUAAAAUGUUUUGGUUUGCAAAAAUGUUUCGCUUUAUCAUCACACAAUUUAUAUAUUUUUUAAAUCAUUUUAUCACUUGAUACUCGACAUCAACAUGCAACGUUAAUAAAAACUGAGAUAUGGGAAAUGGAAUUAAUCACUAAAUUAAAAAAAAAACAGAUAAGCAUUGUGAGAAUAUCAUCAUCAUCAUGUCAUCUCUGGCUUUUACAACUCUUCGUGAGUCUUUGCCGCGUCUUCCAUUCAUUGGUUCCGAUCCUAUGCUACUAAUUCCCAUGUUUUCACCUCUAUCUUCUACUUCUCUGACUGCAUCUUUGCACCUUUUUCUAGACCGUCCUACCGGUCUUCUACCGUCUGGUCUUUCCCAAAACACAUUUCUGAUGAGUCUGUCGUCAUCACUCCGUACCACGUGGCCCAUCUUAGUAUAUUGGCUUUUAACACCCUGCCCGAAGAGAGUCUCUAAUUCAUUGUUGUAUCUGCUCCUCCAUUCUUUUGUCACACUGUCCCUGCAAGGGCCAUAUAUAACACAGGAUUUUGCGUUCCCAUACUAAUUUUUUUUAUUUGUUUUUAAAUACAAUCUGUUGCACCACAAAAAAAGUAACACUUUGUUGAACGAACAAAUGUGAGAGGAGUUUUAGUCCAAUGACUAUCAACUCCUAAUAGGUUUAUUACUAGUAACUACACUAAGUCACUUAUUUUCACUUAAACCCUUAAAACACUUUAAAACACUUAUGUUCCAAAUGGCAAGUCAAGAGGAGUUCUAAUAUUCAGUCUAUUUAGUUGUGUAGAGUCCAAUAAAUUCACUGCUAAUUCGUUGGGGUACUUUUCCAGUCGUUUGAAAUAUUUAUCACUGCAUUUGAUGAUCAUCUGCUUCAGUGUCUCGAUCUUUAAGUUCCUGUAAAUGUCUGCAUUUGGAAUGAACAACGGUGCAUUUGUGAUAGUACGAAGAAGCUUGCAUUGAAACCGCUACAGUAUUGCUAGGUUGCUGUCUGCUGCAGUUCCCCACAGUUCAAUCCCGUAUGUCCAGAUGGGCCGGAUGAUUGCUUUAUACACUAAUAUUUUGUUAGAUAGAGAUAAGGUGAUAGAGAUAAUUGCUUCCUCUUCGUCCAGAUGGUGUUUUCCAUGUUAGCCCCUUGUCAAGGUUUAAUCCGAGAUAUUUUACAGUACCAUUUUUAGGAAUAUUCUUGUUAUGCACUAGGAUAUUCGGUGUUUCUUUGUGACAUUUAGUGAAUACUACGUUAACUGAUUUUGCUUCGUUGAUCUUUAUCUUCCAUUUCUUAGCCCAUAUUUCAAUUAGAUGUAUGUUUUGUUGGAAUAUUUCAGCUGCCUGUAUGGGAUCUGGGUUUUUUACCAGAAUUGCAGUGUCAUCUGCGAAUGUUGCGAUUGUAGAUUCUUCUCCUGUUGGGAAGUCAGCUGUAAAGAUUGUGUAGAGAAUUGGUCCCAAGACGCUGCCUUGCGGGACCCCAGCAUUUAUGUUGUGAAUUUCAGACACACUUUCUUCCUAUCUUGUGUAAAAUAGCCUUUCUUCGAGAUAUGACUUUAGUAUUGUAUAUAGCGGUGGGAGAUUUCUUUCUUUAGUUUGAAUAUCAAUCCUGGAUGCCAGACCUUGUCAAAUGCUUGACUUACAUACAGGAAAAUGGCAUUGCAAUAGCUCUUUUCCUGGAAGGCUGAUUGUAUCUUUUCUACCACCCUAUGCACUUGUUCAGUUGUGCCGUGGUUUUGGCGAAAACCGAACUGAUAAUUUGGUAUAAUAUUGUUUGUCUGUAUAUCAAUAAUUAGUCUACUUGCAACGAUUUUCUCUGCAACUUUGGACAUAAUUGGUAAUAGGCUAAUGGGUCGGUAGGAUGUAAUCUCAUGUGGAGGUUUUCCUGGUUUUGGAAUCGUUAUGAUUUCUGCAGGACAGUUCCUGCAUAACUUCCAUUGUGCAGGAAAGUAGCAUGUUCUUAGUAUCGAGUUAGUGAUCUGUGCUAAACUUACUAUUCCUUUCCUAGGUAGGUUAUUUAAGAUGUUGGCCGUUAUCACAUCAUAUCCAGGCGACUUCUUUUUAUUGAGGUUUUUUAUUAGACCUUUUACUUCAUUAGGAGUUGCCCAUUUGGGUGGUAGAUUCAUUUGAUUAGGACUAUCUAAAUAUUCAUAGAUGUCGUCAUCUUCAUUGGAUCUGUUUGUUAGUGGCUGAAAUACCUUUUGUAGGUGUUUUGCGAAAGCGUCUGGUUUUUCCCGAUCUGUCUUUAGCCAUUUUAAAUCUUCUGUUCUGAUAGGUGGAAUUUGGUUUUGUGGACGCUUCAGCUUAUUUGUGGCCUUCCAUAAUGAGUAAUCGCUGUCUGAAUUAGGUGUCAGAUUUUCUAGGUUCCCAUACUAAUAGUUUAUUAAUUUCUUUCUUUCUUGUUCAUGUUUCACUUCCAUAUGUCACUGCUGGUCGUAUUAUGGUUUUGUACAUUUGGGUUUUGACACGUCUUGAGAGAAGCUUUGACCUCACUAGAUGUUUAACGGCAAAGACAGAUUUGUUCCUAGGUACUUGAACUCUUCGACCACCUCAAAAUUAUGAUCGCUUAUGGUAAUGUUUUGUCUUAUUCGUUGUCGUUCCUUUCUUGACACGACCAUGUAUUUAGUUUUUCUUUGUUUAUUUUCAGGUCUACGUUUAGUGUUCUGUCUGGGGCAUCUUGUGCCUUCUACUUUCACCAUUAAUCUUAUUAAUGUCAGUAUUAAUCUUAAUAGUUCAUAUAUUUUUUAUAUCUCAGAAUAUGCUGAUAGAUGAGACUUGUUAUUUCAUCGAAAGAAGAAAUUCUAGCUCAAUUUGAGCUGUACUUUUUAUUUUCUGCCGUGAUCUGUCCAUGGAAUUCGGAAAGCCAUUCGUAUCAUUCAAAUUCCAAAAGGCCCUAUACAUACGAUACAGACUUCUUAGUUCCAUUAUCUUUGUUUCAGUGCAGUACGUGAUUAUAGGCCAUAUGUAAUAUUUGACUAUCGCUCUAAAUUUGACUAAAUCAUCUUUCUUGGACAUAAGUAUUUAGUGAAUAUAAGAAAACUUCCCGCUAUUGAUAUUUUGAUCCGUAUUUCUUCAUCGCAGUCCUAUUAUACAGUAAAAUUAUUUAAACUUUUUAGGUUUAAAUCCUGUCUGCUUAUGGAGUUAAUUUGAUUUUAUUUGUGUUAAUUUUUAUGUCAUAAUGUUGCUAUGUUUUUAAAAGAUCUUGGGGUCCUUUACAGGCGCGAUCUAGAAAUUCAUAAUAGGGGGGCAAGACUUACCGCAAAUAUUAUAUUGUCCAGAUUUAGCCAUACGACUCACACUUACUCUAAGGAUAAAAUUCACUCAUGCCAGAUAUCUACGGUAUCAAAAGGAUUGAGCUCUGAUGGGACUCUUUUCGUGUUCUCAAGCCGUAGGUGACUUGCUACGUCGCGUCGGAGUAUCUCCCAAAAAAUUUCAUAUACAUCUGAAUAUUGAGAGUAACACAGCUUUAUUAUUUCAGAUUUAGCGAUACAGCUCUUCUUCUUCUUCUUCUUAUGCAAUCCACUAAUGGAUGUUCGCGGUCACGUUUGACCAUUUUUCUCUAUCCCUUGCAGUAUGUAUUAGGUCUCCUAUGUUUUUUAGUCCUGUCCAUUGUUUGACAUUACGGAGCCAUGACAUCUUCUUCCUGCCCACUCCCCUUCUUCCUUCGAUCUUUCUUUCAAUUAAGGUUUUCAGAAACUGGUAUCUUUCAUUUUUAAUUAGGUGCCCCAGGCAUGCCGUUUUUCUCUGUUUAAUUGUGCACAUCAGUUGUCGUUCUGUACCAAUUCUUCUCAGGAUUUCUUCAUUUGUUAUUCUUGCGGUCCAGGGAACUUUAAGGAUUCGUCGAUAGAUCCACAUCUCAAAUGCCUCAAGCUUAUUCAUUGUGUUUAUUUUUAAAGUCCAUCCUUCCAUGCCAUAUAGAAGCACCGACCAUAUAUAGCAUUUUGUGAAUCUUAGUCUUAGGUUUAGGUCAAAGUCAGAGUUCGUAAAGACGUUUCUGAAUUUCAUGAAUGCACUUCUGGCUCUUUCUAUCCGACAUUUAAUUUCCAUAUCCGACAUCCAGUCUUCACAUAGCCAGGUUCCCAGGUACUUAAACUUUCUUACGCACUCUACAUCUUGGUUGUUAUAUGCUAGUCUUGCAUUUUGAUGUUGACAUAAUUGACGGCUGAUUAUAAGGAACUUCGUCUUUUUUAUGUUGAUGCCAAGUCCCAUGUUCUCGCUAUGCUCUCCAAUUUUAUUAAGAAGGUUUUGGAGGUCUUCUAUAUUGUCUGCUAUUAAGACCGAGUCAUCCGCAUAUUGUAUAUUAUUGGCCCAGGUACCAUUUACUUUAAUGCCGCUUUCGCAUUCCUCAAGAACUUCCUGGAAGAUACUUUCUGAAUAUAGAUUGAACAGUAGUGGGGAAAGAAUGCAUCCCUGUCUUACACCUCUGAGAAUUUUUUGAGCUUGCGUUGUUUCAUUAUCCACCUUGACGACAGCUGUUUGAUUCCAGUAAAGAGCCUCUAUGCAACGAAUGCCUUUUUGAUCUAUGUCGAGUUGUUUUAGUAUAUGUACGAGUUUAUGAUGUUGUACUCGAUCGAAGACUUUUUCAUAAUCUAUAAAGCACAUCAUUACAUCUUUCUUUUGAUCGUAGCAGUUCUGAGCUAGCACUUGGGUUGCAACUAGUACUUCCCUGGUACCCAGGCCUUUUCGAAAUCCAAAUUGUGAGCAACCAAUAACCUUAUCGCAUUUUGUGGAGAUUCUGUAGUGAAGAACUUUGAGGAAUAUUUCUAAAGACUCAUCAGACUUAUCAGUCGGCGCUCUUGACACUUUGUUGCGUUGUUCUUUUUUGGCCAAGGGAUAAAGGUAGAUACAAGCCAUUGGACAGGGAAUUUUCCUUUUUUAUUGAUUUGGUUGAAAAAUCUUUGGAGUAUCGUAAUUCCCUCUUCAUCUAACAAUCUGAGUAACUCAACAGGAAUUUGAUCAGGUCCAAUUGCUUUCCCGUCUUUCGAGGCAUUUAUUGCUCUAGUAAUUUCUUCAAUUGUGAUCUCGAGACCAGAUAGGUUGUUAAUAUCUAUCACUUGUUCCUGAACGACUUAUAUCUCAGGCUUCUCGUAUGCAAAGAGAUUUUUGAUGUAU